Molecule: messenger RNA, 5146 nt
Organism: Cryptotermes secundus
Lineage: Eukaryota; Metazoa; Arthropoda; Insecta; Blattodea; Kalotermitidae
Product: alsin
Exons: 14
Coding region: 296-5002 (1568 amino acids)
Source: RefSeq, a predicted model, not a curated record
GCAGGCAUUGGCUGGGUGGGAAAUAACAAUGAUGCUGGGCUUCUGUUUGCUACUGUUGGUUGGGGCUGGUAAAAAAGUUGAAAAGGCUACAUCUCAGGAAGAGAUGUUUCGUUUCAGGAUUAAGUGCUGUAAUGGAAGUGAAAAUCAGUAUUUAUCUUUCGCAUUACAAGACAAUGUAAUGUCACAAUAAAUGUGGGAAGUAUUAAACAUGUUUGCUUGUAUAUGAAUGAAUAAGGUGUCCUUAAAGAUAAUUGUAGUUUAACGUGCAUUUCAUUCAUGUGAUUGUGAAAUCAGAAUGACUGAGAUACAUUUGUGGUAUGGUCUUGAUAAACUCGCAAUCAACUUCGAACCAUCAGAUCUACCCAAAGACAUAAUUAAAGUGUGCAAAAUAAAUAGGCAUAUAUUUGCACUGACAAAUAGCAAAAGUAUUUAUCAUAGUGAAAUGGAGCCAAAUGGUGAAAAUAAAGUGAUUUUCACUAAUACGAAUAUAUCAGCAAUAGACAUAGCCUGUAAUAAUAAAAUACUGUAUUUUGUCAGUGAUAGUGGACAAGUUUUUAAAACAGACCCAGAAGAUUUGGCUAUCAAAGAAGAGAUCAUUUUGAAGGAAGAUGCAAAAUGUUGUAGUCAUGGUUACAAAACAUCAGGGCACAGAGUCAAAGUGAAGACUGUAGUGGCUGAAGAAUGUAGUUGCUUGUAUGUUACUGAGAGUGGGCAACUUUGGAUGUCUGGUAACCAACCAAAGUUGGGGAAGCAUGAUGAAGUUCCUCAGAGAGUUACAUUUUUUGAGAAACGUUAUGUGAUUUCAGUUGCAUGUGGAGCAAAUUUUAGCAUAGCUUUGGUCUAUAAACCAGGACACUCUGUCCCAGACAAAGGUAACAGUGACACUGAUGAUGACAAUGAAGAUGUGUUUGUGUCGGAUUGUCCUAUAUGCAUUUCAUCACCAACAUCUCAGCAGUCUGCUUCAGACACAUGUCCUCUUGGUCUGCAUGUGCAGCAAACAAGUGAUGAGCAUUGUUCCACAUCAAGUACCAGUAAGGGGUAUACAGCAGAGGACAAGAGAAGCACAGAUGACUCUACAUCUGCAUCAACAGAUGAAAAGACUGAUGGGAAAGAUGAAUGUUCUGUUGCUGAAAAGAAAUUGCAUCUACAUUCAGAUGGUGAUGAUCUUCCUGCAGAUGAGAGUUCACAAAGCAUUGUGGAAGGUAGUCAGAACAUAUCAAGGACUGUAAAAACUGUUCAGAGUGAUGCAAAUGAGGGCAACAGUGAAUGUAUGAAGGAAGAAAAGAAGAAUGAAUUUUUCAUCAGUACGGAGGCUGCUCGCCAGUUUCUUACAAGACAGCUUUCCUGGGUAUCUGGCUAUGGAAGUGCUGGUGAAGAUCUUGUUGAGUGUGCAGAGGCUUCUCUUGCUCUUCCAUCUCGUAUUAUCAAGCAGAAUAUGUCUAGUGUGGCAAGUCUUGUGUAUGAAGGUGUUAAGACAGUUGGUGACAGGGGAGCCAUAUUAUUCCGACACAUGAGCGGAGGAUCAGAGACAAGUGGUAGUGUACCUGGAGGCCUUGCUGGCUGUGGAUCAUUUGAGGAUUUAAGUGCUGAGGAUUUCAUUGUAGCUGCACCUAGUAUCACAUCUAGUCUCAGGUGUGAGGAGUCUUUUUGGUCUUCUAGUUGUGGUACCAGUGACCGAGGUGAAGAAUCUGAGAUUGGUAUAGCAGAGCGAGUUGCUGCAAUGGCUCGUGAAGGCUCUAGAUUGCUGUCAACAGAGCUGUGGUCCUGGGGUGACAUCACACAUGGGCAGCUUGGAACAGGUGACACAGUUAAGAGAGAUCAACCUACCAUCAUCUCUCGUUUGACUGGAAUUGGGGUGUGCAGGAUAGCAUGUGGGCAUGAUCAUGCACUGGCUGUCUCAUUGGAUGGCCGUGUGUUUGCUUGGGGCAGAAAUGACCACAAUCAAGUUUCACAUGAGACGCAGACAGACCAAAGCACUCCCCAACAACUCAGUUGUUCUUCAGAGAGGGUGAGGAGCAUUGCUGCAGGAGACAGUCAUAGUGUGGUCAUUACACAUGGUGAUAAUGUGUACUAUUUUGGAAGGGGCAGCAAUAAAAGCUUAAUAAAGAUGGAUAUUCCUUCACUUUUGGGAACUGAGUCAACGCAGAAACAAAUCUUCUCAUCAAGACAUAUCAUUGGUUGCCUUAACACAAGUUACCUGACAUCAACUGCUGUAAAGGACCUUGCCAUUGAGCAGACUUUCUUGGAAGAAAUGCUCCUUGUGCACAAUUCACUCAUCAAGCCAUUGCAGAAGAAAGGAGCCCCUGUGCAGGAAACAAAUGUUUAUGAUAUGCUCUGUGUUUGUCACAGUGAAAUACUUAGCUUCGCAUGUCUGAAUGUUCAGUCUCUGCGGGAGUACACAGACCACAGAGGCCAUGAGAGUGGCAUAAUAAUGAUUCAGCAUGUCGAUGAGUAUAUUCAUGCAUACAGGAACUAUCUGAGCGCUGUAUGUGAUGUCAUAGCGUUGAGUGGAUUUAUGCAUAUAGCUCGCUUAGUUGAUGUCCCACAGAAAAUGUUUACAGUGUUCCAUGAGCACUCAAAGAGAAACAAAAAGUCCCAGGAAGCAGUAGUUUCCUGUGCCUUGCUCCAUCCCUUGAAGAGGCUGAAGUCAUACAAGAGUACAAUUCAGUUACUGAUUCAUUGUAAUAACAAGAAGCACCAAAGCUUGGAGGAUAAACAGGCUGUUGAGAGGAAGCUCCGAGAUGCUCUUGUCAAGUGGGAUCAGCUAUAUGAUGAACAGGAGCAGAAGAGAAAUGAAGCUGAUAUCACAAGACACUUCUGGGAGAGUUCUGGCCGCAUAGUGGAGUUACUAAGGUCUCCAGAGAGGCGUCUCAUUAGAGAGUCACGGUCACAUUCCCUCUCUGUUCUGAACUCAGGCCGCUUUUCUUCACAUUGGUUUGUCCUUUUCACAGAUGUUUUUGUGCAUGUGAGUGGAGGGAACCAGAAUGUUCAUCCUUUGACCACAGUCUGGGUGGAUGCCAUCCAGGAUACAGAUACUGUGCAGAAUGCUAUACAGUUAACAAUGCCAGAGGAAACGCUAGUGGUACAUACUCCAACACCACAUGCCAAAAUGGAAUGGUUCCAGAGUCUGCAAGGGGCAAUCAAGAAAAGUCUCCAGAAAAAUCAUUCCCAUGUUCCACCAGCAGUGAGGACUGCAAAGUAUGUGUUCACAAAGCACCAUUUGUACAAGGAUGCCAAAUACACAGGCCGGUGGUACAGUGGCAAACUUCAAGGUCCUGGUAAACUGGAGUGGCCAGAUGGGAAAGUGUAUGUGGGCCAAUUUCAGAACAGUCAGAUGAAUGGGAUUGGGCGAAUGGAAAAUCCAGGCAUCAGUACAUACGAAGGGCAGUGGAAGGAUGGACAGCAGGAUGGCUACGGGAUAAUGAAGUACACAAAUGGUGAUGUAUAUGAAGGUCACUUCAAAGAUGGUGUUGCUCAUGGACAUGGAUUACAGAAACAAGGGCACUUCAUGGCAUCUGUGGCAUCUGUUUACAUUGGAGAAUGGGUUAAUGGUGUGAAACAAGGCUAUGGUGUCAUGGAUGAUAUUGUGACUGGCGAAAAAUAUCUAGGAUAUUGGAGCAAUAACAUGAAGCAUGGUUGUGGUCUGAUCGUUACUCUUGAUGGCAUCUACUAUGAAGGUGUCUUCACACAGGAUGUCCUUACAGGGCAUGGUAUUAUGGUUUUUGAAGAUGGAACACACUAUGAAGGGGAAUUCCGAGCAGCAGGUGUGUUUAGUGGAAAAGGAACUCUAAUUUUCAACAGUGGUGAUCGCAUAGAAGGUGCAUUGCAUGGUGCAUGGAAUGAAGGUGUCAAAAUAACUGGAACCCUGCAUAAAAACACAGCCACUCCUCCAAAUCAGCUCAACACGAAACCAAGCUCAUUUGGAAAAUUGUGCGUUGCUGCAAAUCAGAAAUGGAUGGCCAUUUUUCGACAGUGCUACCAGCAGUUAGGUAUGCCAGAGCCAAUGGGUACAAAGGGUGCUAAAACAAAUGUAGAGCUUCAGAAGGUGUGGGAGAAAGUUGCAGUGGUUAUCAACAACUCGCAGCAGGAGCGGGGAAUUCCAUCAUCUGACCAGCUGGACACUAUACCACAGUUUGGCAGAGACAGACUGGACAAGGAGUCAUACCAAGAACUACGUUUAUAUCUAACGAAGGCAUUUGAGAGUCAGCAUCAUCCUCUGGGAAGACUGUUGGCUGAAGUGACAGCAGCAUACACAGCAACAUAUGGUGGUGUUCGUGUUCAUCCCCUCCUGCUAAGUCAUGCUGUUGCCGAACUUCAUUCAAUCACGGCACGCAUGUAUGAGGUUGUUCGAGCUUUAUUUCCUGCUCUUCCAGUGCUUGGCCAGGAGUUGCGACUUGUGGAAAGUCAGGAAGCUGAGCUAGAGAGUGAAGUGGUGAGUGCUGCAGCAUUGCUACAUCCAUUUUUGCUGCCAAGAGUGCAUUCAGCUUUAUUUGUGCUGUAUGCACUGCACAACAAGGAGGAGGAUGAUGCAUACUGGAAGCGUCUCCUUAAAUGGAAUAAACAACCCGAUAUUACUCUCAUGGCAUUCCUUGGCAUUGAUCAAAAGUUCUGGAUGGUGCCUCACCAUCAUCUGACUCGCGAGCCUCCAUUCUCUCCACUUGAAGAUCAUCUGUUCAAUAAUGCAGUGGAAAUGCUGCAGCAACUCAAGACAACAUUUUCACCCCUGGAGAAGUUACUAGUCAUACGAAGGACUUUUGAGCAAAUGACAAGAGCAGUGCAACGUGAGCUAGGAACUUUGUACCUGUGGACAAUGGAUGACCUGUUUCCUGUGUUUCAUUUUGUGGUUGUGAGGUCACGAAUCUUACAGCUUGGCUCUGAGAUCCAUUUUAUUGAGGACUUCAUGGAGCCAUAUCUCCAGAAUGGGGAGCUUGGCAUAAUGUUCACUACACUAAAGGCCUGUUAUUACCAGAUCCUCCAAGAGAAGAACAGCAUGAGCAACUAGCUGCUACGUGUCCUUCCAGCAGAACCCUCGAUCCAGAACUUAUAUUCCAUGUCACAAAGUGCUAAUUGUAUUCUGUUCUCCUUAGAUUUUUUUCUGGAGAUUCCAUAAUAUUUUUAUAUAUAUUCAAGCUGUACAUUGUUAUAU